AUGUUAAUCUAAAAGUAAUAUCAAUUAUAUUUUAGAACCAAAAUAAAGAAAAUUAUAUCUUAUUUCUGCAUCCAUUACCUUUACUAUAACUUAUUUGCAUUGUUAUUUGCUUUAUUCCAAUAUAAUCGAGCACCUUUUGCUGUACCAUUAGGAUUGAGCAUUGCAUUCGAAAUCUUCAUUUGUUAUUACUAUUCAAACAAACAAAUAGUCAAGAUGGUUGACCAUGUAUUACACAUUAUGGCAUACGUAAUUUCCACAAAUAUUACUCAAGAAUUUUGUUAUCAUCCUUUAUUACACUAACCUUCAAUAUUAUUUAUUCGGAAAUUUAUUCUUCCUUUUAUCAUUUGUUAUCAGAACUAAAGAAAGUUGCUCAUCUUAAAUAUAGCAUGAAUAUUCUUCAAUCAUAAGAUUUGUAAUAAUCAUAUACAUUAUAAAUAUAGUUAAAAACGUUUUAUAGAUUUUCAUCAUUGAUUGCAAGUGUUUGUAUUUCUUUAAAACUCAGCAAAUAUGUUGAAUGGACUUGGCCUUAAGCCUUCUGGUGGUAUUGGAUGUUUCUAAGUGCUUUAGUUGGUACCUGUUUUACUUUAAUUAUUGUACUUCUAUCAAAACUUAUUAAUGAAAUUUUCAAGCAAUAUCAGACAGUUCCUCAAGAAUGUAAAAUCUAUUUAUUUUUAGAUAAAUCUCUGUUAUGGGCUUUAUAUAUAUCAAUAAUAAGUAGUAUUCUUUCAGUAAUGUGGAUUAUUAAUACUUUUAAUAGAUUAGGAUUGGAUUUGCCAAUAAAAAUUGGUGAAGUCUUAUUUUAUUCAACAGUUUCUUUUAAUUUAAUUAUUUUUUGUGCUAUUACUAAAUUAUUAUGGGACUCUAUUAUAGAUUAUUGUGUCGAUUUAUUAUAAUCAUAAUCAACUGAUAUUGAAUCUUAAAGAGAAUUACCAACAAGUUAAAUCAGUUAGCAAAAAUAAUAUGAAAAAAGGAGGGCUAUUCAUUAAAUAUUUUUAAAAAAGCUAUCAUCUGCUUUUUUUAGAUAAACAACUAAAGAAGAUUUAAUUUAAUAAUCUAAUAAGAUGACAGAAUUGAUGACUGAAAGAGGACAAACAAAAAAAAUAUUAUCAACUGUAGAAAUGGAAUCUAAAUAAUUAUAAGAAAACUAAAAUAAAAUGAAUGAAUCUAAUUAGAAAUGUAUUAUAUGUUGUGAAAAUCCACCUAAUGCAGUUUUAAUGAUAUGUGGUCAUGGUGGAAUUUGUUAUAAAUGUGGAUUAGAAAUGGCUCAAAAAAGCAAAGAAUGUUUUUUAUGUAGACAAUAAAUUGUUUUUAUUUAUGAAAUCUCAAACUUUAAUGAUGAUCUUAUGAAAGUAAUAACCAUAACUAAAUUUAAUUACUGA
Paramecium pentaurelia is the source of this 1379-nucleotide messenger RNA. The record is from the annotation of a GenBank genome assembly. NCBI's taxonomy places the organism in Eukaryota, Ciliophora, Oligohymenophorea, Peniculida, Parameciidae.